Molecule: messenger RNA, 1185 nt
Organism: Rotaria socialis
Lineage: Eukaryota; Metazoa; Rotifera; Eurotatoria; Philodinida; Philodinidae
Source: the annotation of a GenBank genome assembly
AUGGAUUUCAACGCAGUGAUCGAAAAUGCCAGAAAAUAUGCUGGAGGUACACAUCGUGAUCAUGGUUAUGAUGAUUUACUCGUCGAUCGGUUUCACAAUCGGUAUACAGUAGCCGUACUAGUGUGUUUUUGUAUUGCGCUAUCAUCAUAUCAAUACAUUGGCGAUCCAUUACAAUGUUGGGUUCCGGCUCAAUUUACUGGAAACUAUGAAAGUUUCACAAAUCGGCUAUGUUAUAUACAGAAUACAUACCAUGUACCUAAACAGGAAUCGAUUCCACAAGAUUCUACUUUGCGACGUGAACGAACUCUAAAAUAUUAUCAAUGGAUUAAUUUUGUACUUUUAUUACAAGCCCUAUUUUUUAGUUUACCACGUAUUAUCUGGCAAUCGUUUAACGAUAAAACUGGUUUAUCAGUUGGGCAUCUUGUUGAAGCCGCCAAUAAGUAUGAAUCAAUUGACGUUGAUCAAGAUCGUGAGACAGUUGUGCAAUAUAUCUCGAAUUGUCUACAACGAUAUGAUGAGUAUGUCAAUCCAUCGAAAAAGAAAAGACGAUCAUUUUUCCACCGUCUGAACUAUCAAUAUCGUUUAUUUUGUCAAGCGCGUACAGGCGCUUCACUCGUGUUUUUUUAUUUUGUCGUUCGACUUCUUUAUAUAGCCAAUUUAAUUUGUCAAAUUAUAUUUCUACAAUAUUUUCUCAGUUAUCAUGACGUAAAUUAUCUGGGAUACGGUUUGAAUGUAUUGGGAACGUUAUUAUCUGGUCUUUCGCUACCAGAAAGUAAAUUAUUUCCUCGUAUAACAUUAUGUGAUUUUCAUAUACGCGAGCUGGGCGAACGCCAUUAUUAUACAGUCGAAUGUAUACUUGUAAUAAAUAUUUUUAUUGAAAAAAUGUAUUUCGUUCUUUGGCUAUGGUUUUGGUUAUUACUUUUUAUAACCAUAUUUGAUAGUAUACGUUUAAUUUAUGAAAUAGCGAUGCGCCAUUCACGUAAUGUUUUUAUUACAAGCCAUUUAGAACUACUUGUUAAAAAUCGUGAAUCCCGAGAAACACAAUUUCGGUAUUUUCUUCGAUAUUUUCCUAUUGACAAUGCAUUUACUUUACGAAUUAUUGGAGCUAACGCAAGUUCAAUCAUUGUGGCUGAAAUUCUUGAUGAAUUAUUUAAUCGAAAACUUCGUGAUGGUUCUGACGUAUAA